AUGGCCACGGCGGUGCUCAGAUCCCACGACCCGCUCGCCAACAGGAUGCAUCUCGACGCCUUCGCCGCCUCCCCCCAGGCGGCCAAGCAGCGCCGCCGGCGCCACCCCAAGCCGGCCCCGCCGCCGCCCAAGGUGGUCGCCGGCUCUUCGCCGCCAAAGCGGGCUCUUUUGGCGUCUCCAGCGUUGAAGCAGGCCCCCGCGGCCGGCCGUCGGUCCCCGCCGGCGAAGCCUGCCCGCAAGCAGCCGUCCCCGACCAAGGAGAAGCCCCGGCAGCAGCCCAUCGUGAUGGAGGCCGUCCGGAUCCUCAAGCGUGGCGAGGAGCCCCCGGCCCCCUCACCCGCCCCUGCCUCACCGCCCGUCGUCAAGGCCCGCCCCCAAGCCCCGCCAGCGGACAGGCGCGUACGGUCUCCUCCCCCAGCCUCGGCACCUAUCGCGUCGGCCCGGGCGCAAGCCCCGCCGGCCGACAAGAGGGCGCUCCGGACCACCAGCCGGAUCGGCCCGCAGCAACCUGCCGUCGUCCCGACUAAAAAGAUGGUGCCAGUCGCCAUCGCAACCAGCUAUGCGGGCCCGGCGUUCUCCGCCGCGGCCCCGGAGCCGAGCUCCCUCCCCCUCCCAGGGUUCUUCUUCCGGCGCGCAGAGGAAGAGGCCACCCGCGGCCUCCGGUGCCUGCUCCGCAUCGGCGAGCUCUCAUGA
Triticum turgidum subsp. durum (durum wheat) is the source of this 693-nucleotide messenger RNA. The record is from the annotation of a GenBank genome assembly. NCBI's taxonomy places the organism in Eukaryota, Viridiplantae, Streptophyta, Magnoliopsida, Poales, Poaceae.